Kwoniella shivajii is the source of this 4527-nucleotide messenger RNA. RefSeq lists its product as uncharacterized. Gene Ontology annotation, molecular function: protein binding. Bases 1 to 4527 code for a protein of 1508 amino acids. The record is from RefSeq and is a predicted model, not a curated record. NCBI's taxonomy places the organism in Eukaryota, Fungi, Basidiomycota, Tremellomycetes, Tremellales, Cryptococcaceae. The transcript has 8 exons.
AUGCCAAAUUUACACGUACAUUAUUAUAAUGGGAAUAUCAAAUUGUUCCGUCAAGAACUUGAUGGAUCCAACAACAACAACAACAAUAAUGGUAAUAAUGCUGGCAACAACAACAAUAAUAACGGAGGAGGAGGGAGUGCAUCAGGUGGAAAAAGUUGGACUAUGAGUGGAUUUACAAGUUUACCAAGUAAAUCUGAUAUCAAUGAAAGGGAUUCUUUUGGUAGAACCGUCCUUCAUCUCGCCUCUUCAUCACUCACUUCGAACGCAUAUACAUUCUUCACUUUACUAUUACGAAACCCGAACAUCUCAGUGAAUUUACAAGAUACAGAAUCGGGUUACACAGCAUUACAUAGAGCAUUAUUCGUGGGAAAUCUAAAAGCUGCAAGAGAUCUAUUGUCGAGGAAUGAUAUUGAUACAAGUGUAAAAGACUUAGAAGGUAUGACUGCCUUUGAUUUAUAUAAUGGAACUGUAGAAGGAACGAAUCCACCUCAUGAUAUCGAUGGAUCUGAUCUAUACGUCUGGGGAGUUAACCGAAAUUACGCUCUGGGUACUGGCGAUUCAUCUGAUAAAGUUUAUCCUGAUCAUAUCAACUUACUUACUCAAGCACAAGCUAGUGGCAGAUCAGAUACACUUGGACGAUUUGAUCAUGUCGGAGUGAAAAAAGUUGUCAUGGCAAAAUUACAUACAGGAGUAGUCACCACUGAAUCAAGAGGAAACUUAAGUUUAUGUGGAUUUGGUGCGAAUGGAAGAUUAGGCAGAUCUGUCCAUUCUCAAUUAUCUUUAUUACCUUUACCGGAUUUACCAUAUACGAUAAUAUCAAUCGCAUUAGGUCAAGAUCAUACACUCGCUUUAGCUUCUGGAGGAUAUAUAUUAUCUUGGGGUCAUAAUAGGUUUUCGCAAUUAGGUUAUAUGAUUGAACAACCAGACAAACCAAUUCCGGGUACAAGAGAUGGAGAUGAUUUGGUGCAACUUACUCCAAAGAAGAUAGUCGGCCCACUCAAGAAGGAAUUCGUAAGAGGUGUAGCUGCUGGAAGGAUGACAAGUGCCUGUUGGACCGAUGAUGCAGUUUGGACUUGGGGUACAAAUGCAGGUCAUCUAGGUUAUGACAAAGCUUCGAACCCCGUUCAAAUCGUUCCGAGAAGAGUUACAUCUAUCACUCAACCAGUUAUUGAUAUCGCAUUUUCAGAUUACGCAAUGAUCUGUCUACUGGAUACACACGAAGUAUUGUGUUUCCAUCGUGACACAUCGUUCAAAAUCAGUUUUUCUACUCCACGAGUCCUAUCGGAAGCUUUCCCUUUCAGACCCCCACAGGCCACCCUAAAACCCAUGAUCAGGAAAGUCACAAGUUGUGGUACAUCGUUCGCAGCACUAUCUUCCAUUGGUGAUGUCUUUACAUUCUCCUUGCCCAACCCACUGGACGAUCUACCCAAAGAUACGAGAGGAGGACAUGUGACCGUCAAGCCGCAGAUGAUCUGGGCUUUGAGGAAGAGCUUUACUGCUGUUCAAGACGUUGCUUUGGGCUCAGAUGGUACGGUCAUCAUAUGUACUCAAUCUGGACACGUGUUUGUUCGACAACGACUAAAGUCUGGAUCUGGUCAAUUGAAAUUUCGUCGCAUACCAUAUCUACAACGAGUGAUCAAGGUCGCCGUGAAUGAAUCUGGAGCCUUUGCUGCCAUUCGAGUGGAUGCCAAAGCCUCUCCUAUAGCCUCAAGUGGGAGAAUUUUGGAGGAAGAUCUAUACCUACUUCAACCGCAUAUCAGAAGAUUCGAUGAUCAAAUGACCGCUGAUGAAUUUGAAGAAGCACUGAAGAAAAAGGUUGAAGAUGAGGAAGAAGAUGAAAGUACGAAUUCUAUCGCAAAGGAUCUAUCCGUUGCAUUUAGGUUUUGCACCAUCCUUAGUAGAUGGAGAAACGAUGAAGGUGAUUCGUUAUUCGCUUGGAGCGAUCCACUAUUAGGCAGUGACGUCCAACUGGUGGUGAAAGAUCUAGCUAUACCAGCUCAUAGCGUCAUUCUCGCUUUACGGGUACCGAAAUUCAAAGCUUUACUCUCAGGAAAAGGUAGUCUCGAUCAUUUCUCACUAGGCAAAUAUCAUUCGUCCAGAGCUAUACACGUAAAAGCUUGUCAUCCGCUCGCGGCAUUGUUACUACUUCAAUAUAUCUACUCGGACGAUAUCGCAGCUAUAUGGGAUGCAAGAGUGGCUAGGGCUGUUCAAGAUAAAUUCGCUUCCCUUAAAUUACCUUUAGGUCAAAUCAAGUCAGAUCUCAAAUCACUCGCUGACGAGCUCGGGUUGAUGCCUUUAUCCAGCGUCCUUAGUUCAGCAGGCAAACAACCGAUAUCACAAUCUACUCUCCCUACUGAUCUUUACGCUUUCUUCACAUCAACCUCAACGCUCACUCCUUCCCCUGCCACUCAGUGUGACGUCACGUUGGUACUUGCAGACAAGGAAGUGUCUUGCAACUCCAUUGUACUGCGAUCUAGAUGUCCGUUCUUUGAAGCUAUGUUUGCGGAUUCUGAUUGGACCGCUAGAAGGAAAGAUGAAGGAAGGGUAACAGUAUAUAUGCAACAUCUGAGAUGGACACCGAUGCGUCUAGUCUUCAGGUUUAUACACGAAGGAGCGGAAGACAAACUGUUUGACUAUCUUCACCAAGAGACGCUCGAUGGAUUUUUAGAUUUCGUUUUCGAAGUUCUUGCUGCUGCUACCGAACUAUUGCUUGAUCGUCUCGUACUCGUAUGUUCCCGAGUCAUCAUUCGCCAUUGCAAUGCCUUCAACGCAGCUGCUCUUGCGACGGAAGCUGCAUUUUAUCAAGCAAAUGAACUCAAGCUCAGUAUCUUCGACUACAUCAUCUCAUGUAUGGAGACAAUGCUCGAAUCUGGUCUCCUCGAUGAAAUGGGUACGGACGUACUUCAAGAUCUGAGUGAUGUCAUUGCUCAGAAACAAGGUUCCAAAUUGUCUGUGUCAAGAAGUCACAUCUUGACCAAACAAGCUAUGGACAAGCAUCGGGAAUGGUUAUUACUCCAAGAUAUCCCUCAACCAAGAGUAAGACAAGCAAUUAAAUGGAGACCUAAAUCACCAGCAUUAUCACCUGUUGAUACCAUGACUUUAUCAUCUACAAUAAAUAAUCAAGAAAGACCUAAAGUUCCCGCUUCACCAAUGAUGUCGCCUGAAUUCCAACCUUCCGCCGCAGAUGGGAUAUUCCAAAUGGAUGAUGAUCUCCCAGCAACACCUUCCACUCGUUCUGGAACUAUGACACCGAGGGCAAAUAGACCCAUCACACCAUUGGACCUUGGUGCUGUAUCAUCGAAUAGCAAAGGAGCAGUUUGGAGAUCAAAGACGGUUGAAACUGAAAGGGUGGAUUUAAGAAGUAUCAUGGCUGGUGAAGUGGCAAAGAAAACGCCCACUCGGCCAUCUGCAACUUCUAAUGGUGUUCUUCUGGGAGCAGGGUCAUCGUCACCACGUCCUAUGCCUACCCCUUUGUCUACCCCAAGUAAACAACCUAUGACAGCGAAAACUCCACCUUCUUCUGGUCCAAUGUGGAGACCUGUUGAAACACUCAAAUCAUCAUUUUCUUCACCCUCAACCCUGACAUCAACCCUAUCUCGUCCAACAGGACCUCAAGCUUCUCCCGCAGCAUCAAGAACUACUUCAAGUAAGGUGAUCACUCCGGUGAAAUCCGCACCUCCAACAAGAUCACAGAAUUUUGGAAUUGGACAUGGACCUGUGAUGGGACCAGGACCUCCACGUAAAGUUUCGGGACCAGGAGGUGCAGCAUGGUCCACACCAAGUUUCACUCCUGCUCCUUCAAUUCCAAUAUCAGUAUCACCAAUCACUCAAUCAUUGUCUUUAGUAGCUAUCCAACAGCAGGAACGUGAUAUAGCAGAAAUGAGUAGUAAGAAACCCGCGAAAAGCUUAAAACAGAUUCAAGAGGAGGAGAAGGCAGCCGAAAAGGAUAAAGCUCAGGAAGAAGAAUUCAUGAGAUGGUGGGCUGAAGAAGAAGCUAGAUUAGCUAAUACAUCCACGAGUGCAAAUACAAAUACGAAUAUAACCAAUAAUCCGAGAGGAGGUAAAGCAAAUAGAGGUGGUAAAGUAAGAACCGCUACUACUAAAGGGAAAAAUGCCAAAGCAGGAGGUAAAAACGAAUCACAGUCAGCCGAAAAACCGGAUCCCCAAACGAAUAACAUUAUUAAUACAAAAGGAGGUAAAGGUAAAAAUGAGGUUGGUAACAAACAACCGAAGCAAACAAAACUAGUAGAAAGUCAAUCCAAGCAAUCAGGUGCAGGGGAUAACUCAUCACAUCGCCAACCACAAACACAAUCACGAUCAAAUGGUAUCUCUUCAUCCCAGCAACCUUCGAAACAUACAAAAGGCAUCUCAAACCCGUCAAAUAACCCGCAUAUCUCAUCAGUGUCGACGAACCACCCUAUAAUAUCUUCAGCAGCAGAAUCUACACAUUCACUACAACCGAACGCCUCUUCCUUCAUCCCAAAAGCUGAUGCAGCUACUUUCGUACCCCGUUUUGGUAAACAAUAA